GUGGUGCUUCACCCUCCUCUUCAAAGGCGUGAUCUAUGUGCUGGGGAUUGUUGUCCAAAUGUCCUUGCUCAGUCUCUACAGUGCUAUCCCCUAUCCUCCGAGUCCGAAGAGGCCAAUCAUCUUCUUCAAUCCUAUUAACAUCACCACCAACACGACCAAUCCCCUCGUUCACUACCGCCUGUCCUCCGCCAGACACCGGAUCAUUCCUCGCACCAUCAUCACGUCCACCUACCCGACCAAUCUCCUCGUCCACAACCACCUCUCCCCGACUAAACACCGCAACCUUUCCCAUAACCACCCUCGCAAUAAGCUCAGUAGUGCCUCCAGCAACCACGAAAACCAGUCCAACAGGGCCACAAACAGGCCACCAGAUUCCUCCAGUAGCCCUUCUAUCCCCCUUAGCCCACGGAUACCCCAACGCAACACCCCCUCCCUUUCUCACAAGCGCACAAUCCACGAUCGUUCUCAAACACGCACACACACCUAUGACGAACGGCAAAAUCGCAAACGCGAUGACCACAAACGUAUACCCAGGAUCUUCGAAACAAUCCCCCAGAAGCGCGAAUUUCAUGCGGUACCCGAAUGCGACGGCCAAUGGGAUCAUAAGGCCCGUGGUCACCGAGAACCGCUUGGUACGUAUCGCCAGCGGUGGCGAGGGGUGGAAACACGAGUCGGAGACGGUAUAUGUCAACGAGGAAUAAUUGAGUGGCUUCUGGUAUUCGUACGGCUGGUUGAAGUUGUAGUGGGCGUAGAUCUCCGUGGGGAUUGAGAGGAGGAUGAUGAGGAAUGUGAGCGGAACCUCUGCUUCGUUAUUGUACAUAGCGACGAUAUUUGGUUUUGUGGUGAUGAUGAAACAGU
Molecule: messenger RNA, 858 nt
Organism: Periconia digitata
Lineage: Eukaryota; Fungi; Ascomycota; Dothideomycetes; Pleosporales; Periconiaceae
Source: the annotation of a GenBank genome assembly